Messenger RNA from Blepharisma stoltei, 1032 nucleotides. NCBI's taxonomy places the organism in Eukaryota, Ciliophora, Heterotrichea, Heterotrichida, Blepharismidae. The record is from the annotation of a GenBank genome assembly.
AUGGCAGACUCUCAAGCAAUCCUUGAUCGUGCCGUAGCAGGAAGAAAUAUAGUUAGGCUUAAAAAGAUCUGCAUUGAUGAAGGGCUUAAAACAAAUGAAAACCGCCAAAAAGUUUGGCCUCUUCUUUUAAAGAUAUAUGAUUCAACAAAUUUCAUGUCAAAUUGGAGCACAGGAGAAAUAAAAUGUAAAGACUCAGAUAUAAUAGGUCUCGAUGUAAAUCGAUCUUUAUUUGGGCUAGAUCUGACCGAUGCUUAUACUGAAGAAGAAAGAAUCGCUAAGAGAGUUGACCUGUCCAAUAUAAUUAACGCAGUCUUUAAGUUCAAGCCAGAAUUUCACUAUUCUCAAGGCUUUCAUUCUUUGUGCACUACCUUUUUGCUAGUGGGUGAUCAGGAUUUAGGCUUUAAAAUGAGCUAUCAAUGUGCCCAGCUCUUCGUCAGAGACUCCUUGAGGAAAAGUUUUGACGAGGCUCUAGUGCCUUCACUGAUGCUUUUCUAUACCCUCCUUAGGAAAUUAGAUAAAGAGUUAGCGGAUAAAAUAGAAGGAUACUACAGGUUUGAAGAUGAGUUAAGUGUCCCUAUGUUCUGUCUGUCUUGGGUUAUAGCGUGACUUGGACAUGAUAUCAAAGAAUAUAGUAAGGUCUGCAGAGUCUAUGAUUUUUUCUUAAGCACCCAUUCAUUGGCACCUUUAUAUUUUGCAGUAAAUAUUGUUUUAUCGCAGAAGGAGAUUGUUAUGGAAACUAAUGAAAUACAUGAACUCCACCACCGCUGUGAAGAAAUUGUCGAUAGCUUAGAUAUAGACAAAAUUUGUACUCAAAGCUACAAUUUAAUGAAAAAAUAUCCACCAAGAGAGCUGAUUAAGGAAGGCACAAAACCGAUUCCAAAAGAGUAAAUCUUAUUUAGUUCUCCAGCUGUGCUUUAUAACAAUGAAAUCGAAGAAGUUUUCAGGCACGAUAAAGCUGAUGAAGUAAAAACAAUUGGCCUUGGACUAGUUUUAGCUGCAUUUAGUACUCUAGCAAUAAUUUAUUCAGACUAA